Molecule: messenger RNA, 1286 nt
Organism: Ilex paraguariensis (yerba mate)
Lineage: Eukaryota; Viridiplantae; Streptophyta; Magnoliopsida; Aquifoliales; Aquifoliaceae
Source: the annotation of a GenBank genome assembly
AUGAGUCCCGACAGAGCCAAAGUGUGUGCGCAGCCCAGACCCAGAGUGAUCAAACCUACUUUCAGAAAAGUUCAAGUUGUCUACUACCUCUCGAGAAAUGGCCAGCUUGAGCACCCUCACUUCAUGGAAGUAACCCAUUUAGCUCAUCAACAGCUUCGUCUAAAAGAUGUCAUAGACAGGCUUACGGUUCUCAGAGGUAAAGGCAUGCCCUCCCUCUAUUCCUGGUCUUGCAAAAGGAGCUACAAAAAUGGAUAUGUAUGGAAUGACUUAGCAGAGACUGAUAUCAUCUAUCCAUCAGAAGGAGCUGAAUACGUACUGAAAGGAUCUGAACUCCUGCAAGGCUGCACUGAAAAACUUCAACAACUUCAAGUAGGCAACGCACAAGAAGCACUCCAAGAACCAGUCUUCAACCCAAAACGCAAACCACUAGCUACAAAACGGCACCCAGAACCAGAAGAAGUUGAAAACAACAGAUACCAAGACGAAGAUGAAAACGAAGAAGAUGAAGAAGAGUAUGAAGAGAAGACAAGCUAUACAAGCUCAAACACACCCCAAUCCAGAUGCUCCAGAGGAGUCUCCACAGACGAACAUGAAUUACAACAAGAAACCCAUAAAAACCCUAGCACUGAGUUAACUCUAGAGAACUCAUCUCCUCCAUCAACCACAUCUUCAACACACUCUGACAAGCCCAAUGAAAGUAAGACCAGUAACAACACUUCUAAGCGAUUUGAGGAUGGUGACCCAUUACCAACCGAGUCAGUACUUAACCGCAACUCGGUGCUUUUACAACUCAUUUCGUGUGGUGGCUCGGUAUCGUUUAGAGGGAAGGGUGUCCCCGUUGUGACGCCAACACCACGGUGCACGGUGGCGAGAAAGAGUAGUAGUAGUAGUCUUCAUAAAGGGGUGUUGUGUAAGACUGCGGCGGCGAAGGUGGUGCUUGGGGAGGAAGAUGAGAUCAAUUGUAUGUCGGAGAACCCAAGGUUUGGGAAUUUACAGUCCGAGGAAAAGGAGUACUUCAGUGGGAGUAUCGUCGAGUCCAUGACACAGGAGAAAGUUCAUGUUGAACCGGGUUUGAAGAAAUCAUCUUCAUAUAAUGAAGAAAGGAGUUCGAAAGCUGGAAUAGAACAAGCAGUGGAGGAGGAAGAACCGAAGAGAGAGAAAGCUUUGGGGAACUGCAUCCCUAGAAAGAAGCCCUCUUCAAAACAAUCCAAGAAAUGAAAGAGAGCAGCUGGAGCAGCAGUUAUGAACAGUUAAGAGGGGGUGUGCUGUUUGUCAUUGACUUUUAA